Lachancea fermentati is the source of this 2991-nucleotide messenger RNA. NCBI's taxonomy places the organism in Eukaryota, Fungi, Ascomycota, Saccharomycetes, Saccharomycetales, Saccharomycetaceae. The record is from the annotation of a GenBank genome assembly.
AUGGGCACUGCUGCCAAAGAAGAAUUACCCAGCGGAUUAAAAGAACUCAAAAUAAGCAAGAGAGUUAGGCAGCAUAAUGACGACAAUAAUUCUGGCACGACGAAUGCUCGCAGGGCAGAAGUUAUAUCAAAGGCGACUGUGGUGCUCGAUGCCCCUAAAAAAUGCAGCACAAUAAAUGAAUCCAUUAGAAAUAGUGAACAUCAUAUGAGAACCAAAUCUGACCGGACAUCGGCCGAACCUCUGGAAGCACAAUCGAAUAAAGCAUCUAGUUGCCCGAACAUUCCCGAGACCCGGGUGGACGAAGAGCGAAUAACUGAUAACCAAGUGAAAAGUGUAGAUUCCGACCCUGAAUCAGAUUCAGAAUCCUCAGAAAACUGGUCGACACUGCCCGCGAUUGCUUCUUAUAACAUAUACGACCGAGAUGGCGCUCUCGCUAUACCCGCGCGUGAAAGUAGCCCUAGCAGGUCCCAAGGCCUUCAAAGCACAUCUCCCACAAGAUCUAGGGAAUUAGAAGCCACUAAACAAAAGGCUUCAAUUUUUGGAUACACGAAAGUCACUGGCGAGGAGCAGGCAUAUCGCUCACACAAGACUAAUCAAAAAACAGAUUUCCUCUUCAAUCACAAGGUGCUGAAUAAGUCCAGCCGCUCUUUGAAUGAUUCCGCAGCAACUGAUGAGCUUUAUGAUGAGUAUGAAGAGGCUGAGGAGCAUAUAAAUGACUUAACUCCUGUAAAUCAGCUUUCUCUUACCAAGAAUCUACUUAAUGAUAAGGAGAAGUUUGCUUACGUUGGAUCCGUGAGCGUGUUGAUAAAUCAAAUGUGUACCGAUUUGGCCUUAACAUGUUUGUCAACCAAUCUUACUGGACACAAGAAAUUAGCACAGCGCCUACAGAAAAUACAAAAGAGUAUGGGGCAAUGGAAAACGGCAAUACUUUCUCGUCUUUUUGAACAUUUUGAUAUCUUACCAGAAGAAGUGCAGAUGAUUGAAAAGCUUACAAUGCAUGGUGUUGCGCUAGAGGAUAUAUGCAAAUGCCUCAGGGUCUCACAACUUAUAGAUAAUCCUUUUGAGGAAAAUGACGACUUGGCAAAAAAAGAUGCUAUUCAAAAGGAAGGCCAGAAUAAUCCCCCGCCUUCAAAUGUCAUUCAGCUGGAAGAUGUGAAGGAUAAGAGCGAGCUUGAUAUUGAUAUAGCUUGGACAAUUAUAUGUGAUUUGUUUUUACUUCUGCUUGCCGAUUCUACGUACGAUUCGCGCUCGCGUACUCUGUUAAUCCGAUUUGCGAAAAUCCUUCAAAUAUCAAAUACAGACAUAUGUGAGUUUGAAAGGAGAAUUACAGAUGCUUUAGAUAUGGAACAAUCUACAGAAGAUCAGGUGUGGAACGAAACGGAUCACAUGAAGGUCAGACGAAAAAAAAAUCGAAAGCGAAAGAUAUGCUAUGUUGGGCUGGCAACAAUAGGAGGAUCUUUAGUGCUGGGUUUAAGCGGUGGACUUUUAGCUCCUGUUAUUGGAGCAGGAAUUGCAGCAGGUCUUUCCACUAUUGGAAUCACAGGUGCGGCUGGUUUUCUCACCGGUGUUGGUGGAACUGCAGUAGUUGCUGCCACCAGUACAGCUAUUGGGGCCAAAAUUGGCACAGAGGCUAUGUCCAAAAGGAUGGGGAGUGUACGGACAUUUGAAUUUAGUCCUCUUCAUAAUAAUCGUCGAGUUAAUCUUAUAGUAAGUGUGUCUGGAUGGAUGAUAGGUAACGAAGAUGAUGUCAGGCUGCCAUUCUCUACUGUUGAUCCUAUUGAAGGCGAUCUAUAUUCUCUUCACUGGGAACCAGAGAUGCUUAAAUCUACUGGUCAAACUAUUAACAUUCUGGCAAGCGAAAUUUUUACGCAGACCAUUCAACAAAUUCUGGGGGCCACUAUAUUAACCGCUUUCAUGUCCGCAAUACAAAUGCCUAUGAUGUUAUCGAAACUUGGCUAUCUUAUUGACAAUCCGUGGAAUGUGUCACUCGACAGGGCUUGGUCCGCAGGUCUUAUCUUAGCUGAUACAAUCAUGUCCCGUAACCUUGGUCAAAGACCAAUUACUCUUGUAGGGUUCUCUCUAGGAGCAAGAGUGAUUUAUUCCUGCUUGCGAGAGCUUUGCAAAAGGAACGCAAGUGGUUUGGUUGAAAAUGUGUUUUUAUUUGGUACGCCAGUUGUUUAUAAUCGUGAUGAACUAGUUAUGGCGAGAUCAGUGGUGAGUGGUAGGUUUGUCAACGGAUACUCAGAAAAGGAUUGGAUUCUGUGUUAUCUUUUUAGAGCAACUAGUGGAGGGUUCAAAAGUGUGAAUGGCAUUUCACCAAUUAAUGGAAUCGAAGGGCUAGAAAAUUUCAAUUGUUCUGAUCUGGUUGAAGGUCAUAUGGCGUACAGAAAGCGAAUGCCAAAGUUACUAAAGGAGGUCGGAAUAUCUGUGUUGAGUGAGGAGUUUGCUGAUAUCGAAGCUGCUCCUGAUCCUGAGGAGGUUCAAAGGCAACGCCAGCUGAUCCAUGAUUUAGAUGAAGCUCAGAAAAAGCUUUCCUCAAAAAAAAAGCAUAAUAGCUGGGUUCCAAGAUGGUUUAAGCCCAAGAAAGCUAAAUGGCAAGAAAUGUGUGAAGAAACUGCAAUGACUCAGGAUGUUACUACUGGCCAGAGUGAACCCCGUGAAGGACAUGCGGACAAUGCCUUGUUCAACACUAGUGCUCUUUUGGCAGAGUUAGCUAAUAUAAAGCAGGCUAUUGCAGAACAGGCCGAAGAUCACCCGGAAUCCAAAACUAACGAAGUUUCGGAGAAUAUUUCACCUGACGAAGCACCUACCGAUGAAGUCAUGGAUGAGGUAUGCAAUUCAUCAAAUGAGGUCACAGAACCCAAGCCUCCAAGAAGUCCUCACAAAUUUCAAUUGCUGAGUGCAGGACGGGUCGUUUUACCCGAAGAUAACUAUCACUUUAAAAAGAAACAGGGUGAAAAGGUGGAUUUCACCUUUUCAGACGACUUUUAG